AUGGCACCUCGCCCGCGAUCUUCGCGGAGAGCCGUUUCGGAGAGGGCGCGAAAGCCAAGCGGUUGUGUGCAACCGAACGGCCAAGAAGGGCGCUGCCGUCCGUCCAGGCUGCUGGCAGCAUCACAGCUGAAGCCUGAGCAAGGGAAGUUCGAGAAGCCGGCGAAGCCCGAGAAGGCUUCUCUUCAAGGCUGCUUGGCCGCGCGCGAGGCAUUGCUGAAGCAGCGCCUGGCAUUCUUUGCAGAUGCUCAAGGCCGGCACCGUGCACUGAACCUGGCCUCUGCCACGGUGCAGGUGUGGAAACAAAAUGUCGCCAGCAGGCGUCUUCUGGCAGCUCAGAGUGAUGCAGCAUUCUACAAGAAGCGUCUCCAGGAAAAACGCGUCAGCGCCUGCCAGCAGGCAGCGGCGCGGCGUUGGGCUUUCGAGGCCGGAGCCUUGGCUGCGGCCUCUGGCACUGCACUCCGGUGCCGAUGUCUGCAAGCUUGGCGGUCUCUAGCCCGAGCAAGGUUCCGGGAUGUGACUGCAGAGGAGUACAGCUCGCUGCUGACAGCGCAUCUUGAACAUAACGAGCGCUGCCUGCGAGUUCUCGAGGCUUGGGCUGUGGGUUUGGAGGCAUCUCUUGUUCGAGUGUGCUUCAAAGCUUGGUCAAAGCAGGAAAGACAAAGCUCAGCCGCAAGCGCGGCGUUCGCUUUCGAGCGGCGUCAAAAGCAAAGACGUCUUGUUGGGGUCCUGCAGAGUUGGGCUCGGCUGUUGCUGAAACAGCGUGGCAGCGCACUACAGGAGGCCAGCGCAAAAGCCCGGCGCCAGGCCGUUGCCAUUCUUCGAUUCUGGCAAUUGCAGGCACAAGUCGAGAUCGCCAGGCGGUGCAGUAAGCGCAGAGCAGAGCGGGCGCCCGCGGAGUGCCAUAGGGCUGCCAUCCUUUCAUGCCGAGGUCGAAUCCUCACACAACUCUGCAUCAUGGCCUGGCGGCUGUUUCAUCGUGCCUUGCAGAUGCACGGCGAUGCAGAGGAGCCGGUCGCUGACGGCGACGGCAUCCGCUUGGGAGAGAUGUCUGCUUGCCUUGCGCCAGUGGGGCCGAAGCGAAGCAGGCUGAGGAGAAUCUCUGCACUGCAAGCGCCGUGUCGCCUCCAGGGGGGUUGCAUCAGUGGAUGCUGGAUGGAAUUCGUUUAG
Messenger RNA from Symbiodinium sp. CCMP2592, 1167 nucleotides. The record is from the annotation of a GenBank genome assembly. NCBI's taxonomy places the organism in Eukaryota, Dinophyceae, Suessiales, Symbiodiniaceae.